Messenger RNA from Pelobates cultripes (western spadefoot toad), 1362 nucleotides. Lineage: Eukaryota; Metazoa; Chordata; Amphibia; Anura; Pelobatidae. The record is from the annotation of a GenBank genome assembly.
AUGUGUACCCCCGGGGUCACCAACUUAUCCUUAUUAUUGGUUCCUUUAAUAUCCCAGCCAAAUAAUUCUUUACAAAACAGUAAGUAUCGUCACAGACUCCGUACAGGAACAGACCUCACCCCUAGACUGAGCACCGUGGAGUAGUCAUGGCACACUUGCAGUUUUGUUAAAUGACCAGGUUUAGAUAUCACUGUGCGCAUUACCAGCUCGAGAGAUGACUUUGCCCAACUCCAGUGUUAUUGCAUAAACCCCUUUGUUCCAUAAAGGUGGGAGCAAGAAUCCUACUUGCUGGGCUGUGUCCUGUUAUUUCCUGUCCAUCUAGCUACGUUGCUGGAGUUGCUGCUGUUAUUCAGUAUAUUGUUCCUCACUGGCCUAACAAAAUGUUCUCAUGGAAAAAACAUUGUAUAUUUAACUUUCAAUGCACUGCUCCCUUUGUAAUGUUUGUUUCUGCUCUGUGCUAUUACCUUUAUAAUACUCAAUUCAGCUCCCCUCACACCAUCCUUACCUUAUUAUACCCCUUCAGUUCCGCCAACACCUUCUUUACCUUAUAAUACCCCUUCAGUUCCACCAACACCUUCUUUACCUUAUAACAGCCAUUCAGUUCCACCAACACCUUCUUUAUCUUAUAAUAGCCCUACAGUUCAACCAACUCCUUCUUUGCCUUAUAACAGCCCUUCAGUUCAACCAACUCCUUAUUUACCUUAUAAUCGCUCUUCAGUUCAACCAACUCCUUCUUUGCCUUAUAAUACCCCUUCAGUUCAACCAACACCUUCUUUGCCUUAUAACAGCCCUUCAGUUCAACCAACUCCUUCUUUGCCUUAUAAUAGCCCUUCAGUUCAACCAACACCGUCUUUACCUUAUAAGAGGCCUUCAGUUCAACCAACUCCUUCUUUACCUUAUAACAGCCCUUCAGUUCAACCAACACCUUCUUUACCUUAUAAUACCCCUUCAGUUCAACCAACACCUUCUUUAUCUUAUAAUAGCCCUUCAGUUCAACCAACUCCUUAUUUACCUUAUAAUAGCCCUUCAGUUCAACCAACUCCUUCUUUGCCUUAUAAUACCCCUUCAGUUCAACCAACACCUUCUUUGCCUUAUAACAGCCCUUCAGUUCAACCAACUCCUUCUUUACCCUAUAAUACCCCUUCAGCUCCACCAACACCUUCUUUACCCUAUAAUACCCCUUCAGUUCAACCAACACCUUCUUUAUCUUAUAAUAGCCCUUCAGUUCAACCAACACCUUCUUUACCCUAUAAUACACCUUCAGCUCCACCAACACCUUAUUUACCCUAUAAUACCCCUUCUUGGUCCGCAGCUUACUUUAUCCAGUCUGCCCCCAUGUUUAAACUUCUAAAGAGCAAAUGA